Caenorhabditis remanei is the source of this 2100-nucleotide messenger RNA. RefSeq lists its product as uncharacterized. Gene Ontology annotation, molecular function: hydrolase activity. Bases 1 to 2100 code for a protein of 699 amino acids. The record is from RefSeq and is a predicted model, not a curated record. Lineage: Eukaryota; Metazoa; Nematoda; Chromadorea; Rhabditida; Rhabditidae. The transcript is spliced from 14 exons.
AUGCGUGAGCUAUUGCUCAUAUGCAUUCUCGGAUGGGUCGAUUCUCAAUUGCUUGAGAAAUCAAGAUCAGUUUGGGUGGAACAGGGUCUUGUUCGAGGAAAUAUUUAUAAUAUUGAUGGAAAGCACAUCCAGAUUUUCAGAGGGAUUCCAUACGCUGAACCACCUAUUGGUGAUUUGAGAUUGAAGCCACCAGUGAAAAAAACUCGCUGGCACCAGGAACUUCCUGCUGUUGAGUAUGGGCCGCCUUGCCUGCAAUUCAUGGAUUUUCAUAAGAAUGACAAGUUCGCAAAGGCUAAUAUGGAUAGACAAAACGAGGAUUGCUUGUAUUUGAACGUGUUCAGCCCAUAUGACACCGAUGAUGAAUCAAAGACGUAUCCAAUUCUUGUUUGGAUUCAUGGAGGAUCGUUCUUGGCAGGCUCCGCAGACACUGGAAUCGACAUGGAAGUUAUCGCAGCUAACAUUGUCUCAAAGGGAAUUGCGUUCGUUUCAAUAAACUAUCGUCUAGGACCACUUGGAUUCAUGAAUUAUCAAAAUGGUGAUAAACUGGAAGGAAAUUUCGGAAUAUGGGACAUGGUAAUGGCCUUACAAUGGAUUCAGUCAAAUAUGAAACAAUUCAACGGAGAUCCAACCAGAGUUACAGUCAUGGGCGAGAGUGCUGGUGGUGCUGCAUCAAGUCUACUCGCAUUAUCUCCAAGAACAACUGGCCUUCUCCAUCAAGCAAUCAUAAUGAGUGGAUCAUCGAUGGCUGGUUGGGCGAUCCACCGUCACAGUCAACCUGCAUACUCUGUCGACAACUUGGUGGCGUACUUCAGGUCUCUUGAUGCGGGAUGUGAGAAGUGGAUUAAUGAGGAAGACACCAAAGAAGUUGUUGGCGAUGAAUACCAACAUUUGACACAAUCGGUUAUCAGAUCUUCGCUGUGUAACUAUCAAAAUGUAAAAAUCAAUUGUCUUACUGAUGACAUGGCUCAAACUGACAAACUCAGUUGUCUUCGAAAGGAACUGAAUUUCUCAUCUCCAUUGUUCCGUAAAGCGCUUGCUGCAGAGCUUGGUGUCUCCAAAAUGGUGGUUGACGGAGAUUUGGUUCCUGCAUCCGGUGUCUCCCUGGUUCGAAACAAUGCCCGAAUUCCCAUCAUGACUGGUGUGGCACGCAAAGAGUGGGGUCACAAGAAGGCAAUGUUUUACAACAUGCACCAACGGGAUGGAUUGAAGAGGAGUGACGUUGAAGAACAAGUUUAUAGAAUAAUUGAUAAUAGUUUCCACGAGACAGCGUCUGAGAAGUUGGCUAAUUCGACAAUCCAAUUGAUUGCAAAUGCAACAAUUGUUAGGUAUCUGGAAACCCCCAACAACGAUUUCAAUGCUGACCAAGUGGUUGGUGCUUUGCAAAAGCUGGAAUCCGACAUUGAAUUUGUCUCUCCUUGCGAAAGAGAAGUUUCUGCUUACGUCGAGAGAGGUGUCCCAGUAUAUCUCUACUCUUUUGACUACGUACCCAAGAGUCCAAUUCUUGAAUCGGAACGCAAAAUCUAUUCGUUGUUUGGAACGAAACCGGUCGAAAUGAGGCGCACGGAGAAAUCUGAGAUUUUGGACAAAGCUGCGUUCCAUGGUCUGGAUCAUGCAUUCAUUUUUUCGAAAGGAUACAGCAGUAACUUUGAAAUCUCCCCAUACACGAAACGUGAGGAGACCAUGUCAAAAAUCCUAUGCACAAUGCUAACAAAUUUUGUUAAAGUUGGAGAUCCGUCCACUUCCAGAUUCUCAUGGCCAGUCUUCUCAGGAAAUAACACCCAACACGUCUCAAUGGACGUUCCACUCAAACUUCUCGAGGGUGAGAUUCAUUUCCCUGACGCUCAAUUCUGGAACACCGAGGCUGAAUUAAUAACAAGAUAUGUGUCAAAAGACUCGGAGACUGAUUUGGAUCCGGAUGCAGAUUUGACGAAUGAAGAGAGAGUCCAAUUGUCGGCGUAUCGUCGUUCGUGGUAUGCUCUCUGGGUGCUCGUCAUCAUUAUCUCUGUGUUGGUAUGGGCUUACGUGGGAUAUUGCGCUUGUAACAAAUCAAAAAGUCCGAGAAGCCAACCAUAUAACAACAUUCUCAUUACAAAAUCUUGA